Messenger RNA from Stegastes partitus (bicolor damselfish), 3544 nucleotides. RefSeq names its product beta-crystallin A1-like. Gene Ontology annotation, biological process: lens development in camera-type eye; visual perception. The record is from RefSeq and is a predicted model, not a curated record. Gene Ontology annotation, molecular function: structural constituent of eye lens. NCBI's taxonomy places the organism in Eukaryota, Metazoa, Chordata, Actinopteri, Pomacentridae. The coding region runs from base 305 to 931 and encodes 208 amino acids. The transcript is spliced from 6 exons.
ACGUAAUGUUACAUUAGAUUUUCAAGCUUCAUUAUUAUUGGAUUUAAGGUGUACAGGGGUGGGUCUAGUCAGGAGAGUUUAAUUUUGAAGGCGCACCCGGAAGUCUCACUCAUGAUUCCUGCUUCACACACUUCAACUAACUCUAUUCGUUCACAUCAUUUAGAAAGAGUCGGGGCAGCACGAGCACGCGCGCGAGCACGAGCGUCCCGCGUGGACGCCGGUAUAAAACCGAAGCUGCAGGUGGAGACAAAAGUCUGCGUAAAGAGGAUUUGGUGCGUGAGGAGCGCGAGCAGAGCAUCCAGAAAUGUACAGAGUCAGUAAAACCCACAUGACCUUUCCCAUGCCCCUCCACGGCAUGGGCACAGCCCCCUUCUUCAAGGUGACUGUGUUUGAGCAGGAGCACUUCCAGGGCAAGUGUCUGGAGUUCACCUCCGAGUGCUGCAACAUCCACAACUGUGGCAUGGACAACAUCCGCUCCAUCCGAGUGGAGAGUGGAGCCUGGGUCGGUUACGAGCAUCACGAUUUCCAGGGCCAGCAGUUCAUCCUGGAGAGAGGCGAGUACGCCAACUGGGAGGCCUUCAGUGGCUCCCUGUCCUACCACUCCGAGCGCUUCAUGUCUCUACGCCCCAUCUACUGCGCCUCUCACCAAAGCAGCCGUAUGAUGAUCUUCGAGAAGGAGAACUUCAUCGGCCGCAACGCCGAGCUGUGCGACGACUACCCCUCCCUGCAGGCCAUGGGCUGGUUCAUGCCUCGGGUGGGCUCCAUGCAUGUGCAGUGCGGCGCCUUCGUGUGCUAUGAGUAUCCCGGCUACAGAGGCCAGCAGUACAUCAUGGAGUGUGAAAGACACAGCGGAGACUUCCAGCACUGGAGGAACUGGGGCUCCCACUGCCAGACGCCAAAGAUCCAAUCCAUCAGACGCAUCAGGCACUGAGAGUUGCCCGAUCAGGACUGGCGGCAGCAGCAGCAGCACAGCCUGGGAUCAGGCUAACUCCUGGUCGCCUGAACUCACAGUUGGGUUUGGAGCUUAGGGCCAGGACCGCAAACUACAACACAAACCAUCAGUGAUGUAGCAGCUACCUCUUUAUACCAGCACAUAAUCAUACUUCACUUUAUUACGAAGAGUGUUUUGUUUUGGUACAAGUGGAAUAAAGUUCAGAGUUAUUAGAACAUGAAAAGAGAUUUCUGUAAUUCUUGUGUGAGCAAUGUUUCUGUUGUUCUUUUUUUUUCCACAUUAAUGAUCAGUAAAUCCAUCAAUGAAGCGGGUGGAUGUUUGUUCCUCAAUACAGAGACUGAGAGAACAGAACACAGAAAAGUCACUAAGCAAUAAAUGCUGAUAAUUAUUUACGUAAUUCUCCGUGUGUGAAACGACAUAGGUGGCAAUUAUUCCAAACGUAAGAUUUUUUUUUUUUUAAUAGAAUUUGCUGCACAACAUCAGCACUGUAUGUGUGUAACUACACUGCAGCACAGAGGGAGCAUUUAGAGAUCUUACCACAAUGUUUGAGUGUUUAUUCCUUUUUGAAACUUAACACUUUUAGUCCAAGAUCCACUUAAUGCAAACACUUCAGAACCUCCUAUGUUCCUCCUAUGUUCUGUGUCACUGCAACUGUAAUGAAAUUAUUAUUCAAGUCUUGCUAUUCUUUGCGUCGGCUUCAAGUUUCCAUGGCAAUAGGUGUUCUGCUGUUACCGCUAACUUAAUGUAAAGUAGUGACUCUGACAACACCCCGCCCACCAGUCAGGAGAAACGCAAUCAACAGCGCUAAACUUCCGUCUUUAAAGUGUGGCCAUAUUUAAGAAAAAAGCACAGAUCUAUUCCUGUGAACACAACCAGCAGUGUUACAUGACAUAAAUGAACAAGGUAUCGGUGCAACAUAAAGGAGAUUUAUUCACUGAAACACCUCUGAUUUUCAUGUUAACUGCUAAAUUAAAUAUAUAGCAGGAUUGCUUUCCUUCCUUCUACAGCUUGUUUAAAUAGAAAUGUACACUUUGGUUACUGUAACUGAAUAAAGGAUUAACUGCAUCCAAACUUAAUGUACAACGCAGGAAAGAGAUGAAAUAUAUGACCAUCUGUAUGGAAGCGUGACAGCUUGCAGCCCUGAAUAAGCCAAGUAAAUGCCUUUUUUUUUUAACUUCAAGUGAGCAUGACGUAACUUCAGAAACCGACAAAACAAAACAAAAACCAUGCCAGCAAAUAAAGUAAAAACUACGUGCAGUAAUGUGAACACAGUAAGAAAAUCGUGCCGUUUAGGUUUAACUAAAACCGAAAAGUGAAUCGAAACUACCAACAUCCCCAAUAGUUAUUUCAUACAGCAGACAUAUUGCCAGGAAAGCUCAGGUGGAAUUAAUGAUGCCUGAGAGUGAGCCAGCAGGCACACCAGUGGGACCUUUCUAAAGUAGGAUCUCAAAAUUACCAACCUGUCACGAUUAAUAGGCUCUUUUUCACAGCAGAAAUUCUGACCUGUCAUAGAAAGGAAAAGCACAUGCGCUAUAAUAACAACAAUAAUGAAUAUGCUUUACUUAAGUGUCCCAGAGAGUUAUGACAGCAAACCAGAACACAUAGUGCAAAACCGGGACACUGAAACCGAAGCUGCUGAUUAAUGUUAGUAUUCAAAUCUGUGCUUUUCCUGCUUUGACAUGUCAAACACAAAAGGACAUUCGAGCAAAGACAAAGCAGCUCUUGCAUAAUGACAAAAUCCAAUCUCUAAAAACUGUACAGCGUGUCAGACCUUUUAAUACUUCUGAGAUCUUUUAAUGACAGGUGUUCAGUUUUAAAACUCGUAAUCUGUGACAUGUUGUUUUUCUGUACCAGCAGCAUGGAGAUAUUUCUGACUUCUGUGACCCUCUGACCUUCCCACUAGCACCACCGUGAGGAGGGCAUUUGUGUUUUUUAGUGAAAUAUAUCGAUAACUAUUGAAUGAAUAGCCAUGAAAUUUACCAUUCACAAAUCAAUGGUCCCGUCUAAGUGAAUUAUAAUAAUUUUGUUGUAAAGCAUUUUUGCUCAUGGCUACCCAUCAACCUUGUAUGGACUUUGUGUUGGUAGUUAGCAAAUGCUAGCACAGUAAUGCUAAGUUAGAAUGAUCAAGUUUCCAUCUAGCUGAUAUUAUUGAUCCUAAGAAGGUCCACUGCACAGCUUUAGACUUAAUUAUUGCUGAGUUAAAUAUUAUUUUAUUAAAAACAUUUGUGAGAGACUUCAUAUUACAAACCAUAAUACCCCUGAGGCCACUGUUUGCUGAAAUGCAUACCUCACUACUAACGGUCACAUGCGACUGAACUUCUGCAUCUUCUGCAUAUUGAAUAAAAAUAUACAUUCAUUUUCUGCAAAAGGCACAUUUUACUCAGCCCUUGAGAUACUUUAGCUUCUGAUAAUUUGCUGAGUUAGCUUGUUUUCUCUGACAAAUGUGCAUACAAAAGGUAAGGAUUAAAAUAAAAAACGAAAAAGACAGAAAAUCCAAAUCCAGCUGGAUCAUACAGACUCUCUGAAAACGUCUGCUUCUACCAAAUAUCUGCAGAGCUGCAUAACUACACAUGUAUUGCAUUAUUAAGGCAU